AUGAAUCCGGAGACGAAGAACGAGCCAAGCAAUUAUGAGCCGAGCCCUAGCCCGCCACGCGCAGGCCCAAACGACGAAAGCACUGAACAGGCUGGCCAAGAUCCAGAGUCCACAGACGUGACCACAAACCACGAUGAUUCAGCGAAGCAACAACAGUCUGCCUUCAAAGGACUCAGUCUUCUGGACCGCUUUCUGGCCCUGUGGAUAUUCCUGGCAAUGGUCAUUGGUAUACUUCUGGGAAAUUUUGUUCCUGAAACCGGACCAGCCUUACAAAAGGGAAAAUUUGUUGAUGUCUCUGUGCCGAUCGCUGUUGGUUUACUCGUUAUGAUGUAUCCCAUCCUCUGCAAAGUCCGCUAUGAGUCCCUGCACGAGCCUUUCUCUCAUCGAGAGAUGUGGAAGCAGAUUGGCUUUAGCAUUUUUGUCAAUUGGAUCAUUGCUCCCUUUCUUAUGCUUGCCCUAGCCUGGGCCUUCCUCCCUGAUAAGCCGGAGCUUCGCACUGGUCUCAUCCUUGUCGGUCUUGGGAGAUGUAUUGCCAUGGUCCUCAUAUGGAACGGUCUUGCUGGCGGCAACGACGAAUACUGUGCCAUCCUCGUUGCUAUCAACUCAAUCCUUCAAAUGAUCCUCUUUGCCCCAAUGGCUGUCUUCUUUAUCCGCGUCAUCAGCCACGAGUCGGGUACGAUCGAUAUAUCCUACAGUGUCGUUGUAAAAAGUGUAGCUGUAUUCCUAGGCAUCCCUCUCGGAGCAGCCAUCAUCACGAGAAUUGUCCUUCGCAAGAUUGCUGGACCGGACUGGUACCAGCACACCUUCCUCAAAUAUCUUGCACCCUGGUCUCUCAUUGGUCUACUCUAUACUAUCCUCAUCCUGUUUGCAUCCCAAGGUAGACAAGUUAUUCACCAGAUUGUAUCAGUUAUCCGGGUAGCAGCGCCACUGAUUGUGUACUUUGUGCUUAUUUUCUUCAUUACUUUAUUGAUCAGCAGGAUGCUCGGUUUCCGGCUGCCGAUGAUGGUCACGCAGAGCUUUACUGCUGCGAGCAAUAACUUUGAGUUAGCUAUUGCCGUGGCAGUUGCGACCUUUGGCCCCAACAGCGACCAAGCCCUGGCAUCCACCGUUGGCCCACUCAUCGAAGUCCCGGUCUUGAUAGUCUUGGUGUAUGCUGUUCGCUGGAUGGCCAACAGAUGGGGUUGGAAGUAA
Fusarium coffeatum is the source of this 1191-nucleotide messenger RNA. RefSeq lists its product as uncharacterized. The transcript has 4 exons. NCBI's taxonomy places the organism in Eukaryota, Fungi, Ascomycota, Sordariomycetes, Hypocreales, Nectriaceae. Gene Ontology annotation, biological process: antimonite transmembrane transport; arsenite transport. Gene Ontology annotation, cellular component: plasma membrane. The record is from RefSeq and is a predicted model, not a curated record. Bases 1 to 1191 code for a protein of 396 amino acids. Gene Ontology annotation, molecular function: antimonite transmembrane transporter activity; arsenite transmembrane transporter activity; antiporter activity.